AUGACCACGACGAUACUCCACUCGAAAUACCCGCAAAGAAGUUGCAACGUGUCCUCACGCAGUCUGUCUGAUUACGAUGUUGUUGUCACAAGCUAUGAGACCUUGAGGAAUCUCUAUCAAAGAUGGCUCUUGCAUCGCAGUGCAACACGUGUCAAGAAGGACGGUGAGUUUGCAUGUGGAUCCUAUCAUCUUUCAUCACUCUUGUGUUGUACAGGACGACGAUCAUCGAAACAUCAUCUUUCAUCACUCUUGUGUUGUACAGGACGACGAUCAUCGAAACAAGACAUCAUCGGAGACGAGAGCAUCGACAUCUUCGACACGAGAUGGUGGCGAGUGAUCCUCGAUGAAGCGCGUUGGAUCAAGAACAGAAGAACGACAAGUCAUCGAGCUUGUCGGCAACUGACGGCCAUCAACCGCUGGUGUUUGGCAGCAACGCCAUUGCAGAAUGAUGUGGACGAUAUCCAGCCUCUCUUGCAGUUCCUUAGAGUAGAACCACUCGACAAGUAUUCUACCUGGCUGACAUAUGUCAAGAAGUGA
Molecule: messenger RNA, 537 nt
Organism: Guillardia theta CCMP2712
Lineage: Eukaryota; Cryptophyceae; Pyrenomonadales; Geminigeraceae
Exons: 1
Coding region: 1-537 (178 amino acids)
Molecular function (GO): ATP binding; ATP-dependent chromatin remodeler activity
Source: RefSeq, a predicted model, not a curated record